AUGACAGACCAACGCCUCCCAAUCCAAACUCAACACUGCCGCUUCUGCAAUCACCUCCUGCUAGCAACAACACGCAACAUAAGCACGCUCCCACGACGCGGUGGCGAAGGCAAAGAUAAAGCGUUGAUCCUACCACUUGAGCGCAAGGGCUCAUCACACGGGGAUGUGGAAGCCGAUCUCGAAGAAGAGGCCAAGGCAACAGAAACACCGUCGCGCAAAGCAAGACGUGUCGCUUACCACACGACACUCCUCCUGGCAACUACAGUUCCAGACCGGCGAGCAACGGUUAUCCGGCGCGAAGAUGGGAUUGAAAAGAGGAUUCUUAUAAGAUGUGGGCGAUGCAAGGUUGUUGUAGGGUAUUAUUUGGAUCGGGUGCAUUGGGGGUCUCCUGGGAAUCGGGGAGCGGAGCCACAAGAUGAAGAGGAGGAGGAGCGGCCGCCGGCUGUUUAUCUUCUUCCUGGGGCUAUCGUAGAGACCGAGAAGUUAGGGGGUGAGGGGGUUGGGGAGAGGGAAUGGAGAGAGUGGGCUGUUUAG
This is a messenger RNA of Penicillium digitatum Pd1, 534 nucleotides long. RefSeq lists its product as uncharacterized. The record is from RefSeq and is a predicted model, not a curated record. Lineage: Eukaryota; Fungi; Ascomycota; Eurotiomycetes; Eurotiales; Aspergillaceae.